This is a messenger RNA of Eucalyptus grandis, 833 nucleotides long. RefSeq names its product 50S ribosomal protein L11. Gene Ontology annotation, molecular function: large ribosomal subunit rRNA binding; structural constituent of ribosome. Gene Ontology annotation, cellular component: large ribosomal subunit; ribosome. Bases 44 to 511 code for a protein of 155 amino acids. Lineage: Eukaryota; Viridiplantae; Streptophyta; Magnoliopsida; Myrtales; Myrtaceae. Gene Ontology annotation, biological process: translation. The transcript has a single exon. The record is from RefSeq and is a predicted model, not a curated record.
CUCUCUCUCUCUCUGCACUCGCUAAUCCCCGUUCGCCACCACCAUGUCGACCUUAAAGGAGAUCUUGACCCGCCGCCCCGUGGCGGCGACGAUCCGGCUCACCGUCCCUGCCGGCGAGGCCCGGCCGAUGCCGCCGGUGGGCCCGGCGCUCGGCCAGUACAGGCUGAACCUGAUGGCGUUCUGCAAGGACUUCAACGCCCGGACGCAGAAGUACAAGAAGGACACCCCCAUGUCCGUCACCGUCACCGCCUUCAAGGACAACACCUUCGAGUUCACCGUCAAGUCGCCGAGCGUCACGUGGUACCUGAAGAAGGCCGCCGGGAUCGAGUCCGGCAGCGGCCGCCCCGGCCACGAGACCGCGUCCAAGAUCACCCUGAAGCACGCGUACGAGAUCGCGAAGGUGAAGCAGUCGGAUCCCUACUGCCAGUACAUGUCCCUGGAGUCCAUCUGUAAGUCCAUCAUCGGAACUGCUAAUUCCAUGGGAAUUCAGGUGGUGAAGGAGCUGGAGUGAGUGAUUUUGCCAGAUGGGUCGGGGUAAAAUUACCUUCCUGGGGUUGCGUUUCUGCUGGAAUUCGUCGGGGACAGAGGAGUGCAUGAGUGAACUGUUUCGAUGUAAUUUAAGUUUGAUGAAUUGGGGAGAUUCCAUUACGUGUUUUCUUCUUGAUUCUGAGGUGUUACGUCAUGCAGGACAUAGAGGUUUGAUGUUGAUUUGAUGUUUGAUUCAGAGAAAAUGUUGGGUCAUUCUGAGAUGUAAGAAAAGCUUCAAUCUUGCUCCUCAGAUUAUUCACCAAAGAUCCUAGCUUUGGAUUAAUCUUCGAUAAAUCUUUUUUCGA